Oryza brachyantha (malo sina) is the source of this 1194-nucleotide messenger RNA. RefSeq names its product probable xyloglucan endotransglucosylase/hydrolase protein 26. The record is from RefSeq and is a predicted model, not a curated record. Gene Ontology annotation, cellular component: apoplast; cell wall. Gene Ontology annotation, molecular function: hydrolase activity, hydrolyzing O-glycosyl compounds; xyloglucan:xyloglucosyl transferase activity. The transcript has 4 exons. Bases 1 to 915 code for a protein of 304 amino acids. Gene Ontology annotation, biological process: xyloglucan metabolic process; cell wall biogenesis. Lineage: Eukaryota; Viridiplantae; Streptophyta; Magnoliopsida; Poales; Poaceae.
AUGGCGAAGGCUGUCGUCACCGCCGCCGUCGUCGCCGUCGCCGUGGCGGCGGUGCUGGAGCUCGGGCUCGUCGGAGCAAACUUCCAGGACCAGUGUGACAUCACGUGGGAGCCGCAGAACGCCAAGAUGACGGAGGGAGGAAACCAUCUCACGCUCUCCCUUGUCAGCAACUCCUCUGGUUGUAUGCUCCGGACCAAGAAGCAGUUCAUCUACGGCAGCGUGUCCACCCGCAUCCAGCUGGUGAAGGGCAACUCGGCCGGCACCGUCACCACCUACUACACGUCGUCGAUCGGCGAGAAGCACGACGAGAUCGACUUCGAGUUCCUGGGCAACGAGACCGGGAAGCCCUACACCCUGCACACCAACGUCUUCGCGGACGGCGUCGGCAGCCGCGAGAUGCAGUUCAGGCCAUGGUUCGACCCCACCGACGGCUUCCACAACUACACCAUCUUCUGGAACCCCUGCAUGAUCGUGUGGUUCGUGGACAGCAUCCCGAUCAGGGUGUUCCGCAACCACUCGGAGGCCGGCGUGGCGUUCCCGACGCAGCGGCCGAUGUACGCCUUCUCCAGCAUCUGGGCGGCGGAGGACUGGGCCACGCAGGGCGGCCGCGUCAAGACGGACUGGACCAAGGCCCCCUUCGUCGCCGAGUACCGCGACAUCGCCCUCAGCGUCUGCGAAUGCUCCGGCUCCGGCUCCGCCGCCGGCGCCGGCGCCGACGCCGCGUCGCCGACGUGCGCGCGGGGAUGCGCGACGCCCGACCACUGGUACGCGGCGCCGGAGCUGUGCCAGCUGAGCGAGAAGCAGCUGCGGCAGAUGAAGGCGGUGCAGCUGGGCUACACCAUCUACGACUACUGCGCCGACGCCCGGGCCAAGGGCCGCCCCGUGCCGCCGGAGUGCGCCUUGAAGCAGUACUGAUCGAUCGGUUUCUUCCUGCGAGCUACCUGUCGUCGUGUUUGAUGAGUUGCUUCUUGGAAAGCCAUCCAUCUCUCUCUCUCUCUUCUUCUUCUUUUGGCUGCUCGUGUUAUUUGCUUCAUUGAUUUGAUCAUGUAUACAUUUUGUUGUUAUAUACACAACUCGCCAAGGGAUAUCUGCCUUUGCAUGGUUUUUCAAUAUGUAUUAAUACAGCAUCUAUGUAUGUAUAUCUACACUAUAUACGUAUAUAAGCACCAUUUACGAUUUAAAUUUACAAAUAUG